UCGUCUGGAGAGGAACGAUCGCUGUUGGGUUUUCUAUUUAUAGUAUAUCGAACACAUCUUAAGAUGCCAAAAGCCGUGGCAACUGAUCUUCCCGAAGAGCCGAGAAGUAACGUUAAGAGAUUUCCCCGUGAGCUUCUCUAUCUCAGCGCGAUUCUCCUCAUUCUGGUGGCUUUGGUGUUUGGCUAUUCGUUUUGGGUUAUGACCCACUCCACGAAUUCUCCGAACAAAGGCCUGCAUAUACUCGAUCGCAGCGAAUGGCAGGGGGAACCCCCAAGUGGAAAGGCUCCACAUAUAAAAUUGCCUGUUUCCAAUGUAAUUAUCAGCCAUACAGCCACCGAAGGAUGCGAUCGGGAGGAUGUUUGCAUUAACCACAUGCACAGCAUUCAAGCAUAUCACAUGAAAUCCCUCGGUUGGGUCGACAUUGGCUAUAACUUUUUAGUUGGCGGCGAUGGUCAAAUCUACGUGGGACGAGGAUGGCACAUUCAGGGUCAGCAUGUGAAAGGAUAUGGUGCUAUAUCCGUUAGUAUUGCCUUUAUCGGAACCUUUGUGAACAUGGAGCCACCGGCUCGGCAAAUCGAAGCAGCCAAGCGAUUGAUGGACGAGGGUGUACGACUUCAUAGAUUGCAACCAGAUUAUCGCAUUUAUGCACAUCGUCAAUUGAGUCCCACCGAAAGUCCUGGCCAGAAGUUGUUUGAACUGAUGCAGAAGUGGCCACGUUUUACGCCGGAUGCUACUUCAUUGCGCCUCCUCAGCAAUUCUACGUUGAAAUUCGUUUCCAGGCCCUAUUGGCUUGCUCAGCCACCAACUAUGCCACUGAAUCCUCUACAACUUCCGAUUCAGAGCGUUAGAUUCGUUUCCACAAAGACUGAAGCAUGUUCUACACAAGCGGAGUGCGUCUUUCGUGUGCGUCUCCUGCAAAGCUUCCAUAUCGAGGGUAUGGGGUAUAAGGACAUCAACUUUAACUUUGUGGCAGCUGGAGACGGUCAUAUCUACGAGGGCAGAGGCUGGGAUCACAGCUGCGAGCCCUCCAAAAAUGGAGAUCAACAGGAUCCACAGGAACUAAUUGUCGCCUUUGUGGGCCCAUCAGAAAGCAAUAAAAAGCUAGCUUUAGAUCUAAUUGAACAGGGCAUAAAACUGGGUCACAUAAGCAAGGAUUAUAAACUAAUUGAAAGCUCAGAAAAGUCAUAGAAGUUGAGAGCAGGCGGGAAUGAAGCUGUACCAGUGCCAUGCCUGUGCCAUCUUUCAAAGUGAUAAUAAUUUAAGGACUAUUUUAAGACACCGAAGAUAUCUCAUUUGGAAUACGUGACAAUUAUUUAUAGAAAUAAACAUGCCUUUAUUGAGUUUUAACAA
Molecule: messenger RNA, 1350 nt
Organism: Drosophila ficusphila
Lineage: Eukaryota; Metazoa; Arthropoda; Insecta; Diptera; Drosophilidae
Product: peptidoglycan-recognition protein LF
Exons: 4
Coding region: 64-1188 (374 amino acids)
Biological process (GO): peptidoglycan catabolic process
Molecular function (GO): zinc ion binding; N-acetylmuramoyl-L-alanine amidase activity
Source: RefSeq, a predicted model, not a curated record